CCCCGUGACUGGAUGAUGGCGGCGGUGUCAGGAUCGAGGUCGUCGGGCUGCCGGACGCUAUGCUGGGCGAGUUUUCUGUUGAUAGCGGGAGGCCUGCGCCUCGAAUUUGCAGCCGGCGCCGGACUCGUGAGGCCAGUCGAGGCGACUUCUCCUCCGCUCCCAGGUCCCUGGAGUGAGAGCAGCGGGACCGCUGACUCCGCCCGGGCCGGAGAUGACAGUGUGACGCCUGACCCUGUGAAGGGUGAUGGGGACAAUGCGACCCCUGACCCUGUGCGGGCUGGUGGGGACACUGUGACUCCUGACCCUGUGCGGGCCGGUGGGGACAAUGUGACCCCUUACCCUGGUAGUGCCGGAGGGGCAAGUGUGACGCCUGACCCUACAGUGGCCAGCGGAAGCAGUGCGACCCCUGACCCCCCAGGGUUAGGAGGGACGAAUGCGACCCCUGAACCCAGCCUGUGGCCCAUUCAUUCCGUGAACUCGGUUGACGAGUCAUCUAAAAGUCUGACAGCAGCUGUUCCCGUGUGUAUCUGUGACUUAAUUGGAGGACUCUGUGAAAUUGGCUGUUGCUGUGACCCUGACUGCUCCAAUGAGGACGUUGAUGCCUUUUCUUCCUGCCUGCUUGGCAGUGAACCGGCUAUCAACAAGGUGUGCAUUGAAAGUUCGGCAGUCUUCACCAGUAACAGCCCUUUCCCCGCAGAUUUCAUUGAAGAUGGUCCAGACAGUCUCUUCUGUGUAAUGAUUAAUGACCCAAGGACAAAUUUCUUUGUCACACCACAGUCCAUUGAUAGAGAGAGCUUUCCACUGCUGGUUUCACAGUUUGGCAGAGGUUCUUUUAUUCGUCGUUUGGAGCAGCAAAGCACUGAAUGGCCUGAAACAUUAUCUAAAGCUUCCUAUCAGGUUGGUGACCAGAUCAGAAUAAUAUUGACGCAAUGGUUUGCACUGGGCAUUUUGCGGCAGCCGUCGGCACUGAUAGGAGGGGAGUGCACUGACAGGAAUCCAGCAGGUUUUCUGCAGGAUCGUAGCACCACUUGUACCCGGAGUGUUAGAAAUCUGACUGCCAGUUGCGAGAUGCUGGCCUCGCUGAAUGCCCUCAAGUAUUUUGAGAACAUGUACUUAUUAUCGACUCCAAAUAUUACCAAUGUGGAGAACUUGAUGAAUGAAGUAAAUGAGACGAAGCAACAAUUGUUGGACAAGGCGACAAAUCGUAUUGUUCGUAUUGUAGUUGAAGAUAAAGCCGUGACAGCUCCUUGGGUGUCGAACGACACAUGCAUGAAUGUGGUAUCAGAGGUGACCUAUCACAUCACAUAUGACGGAUAUGAGGGUAUCGUUGAUGCCAUGGUGGCCUUUAGCUUCAUUAAUGUCUCACUGUCUGCCACCAAGAUCCAGCAGAGAUUCAAUGUUUUCUUCUUGAGGAUCAUGGAGAGUCGACCAGCAAAGAGACGGAGUGGAAAUCCUGGAUAUCUGAAAGGAAAACCCAUCCUGGCCUUUAAUGGUGAAGACGCUGUUAGCCUGACAGUCCUGAAAAGCAGCAGUGAUGGGUCCUGUUCUCACAUGGUUCGGAACGACAUACUGUUUCAACACAACAUGAGAGCUGACUGUUUGUACAGGUUCGACCCUGGACAGACAUGCAGUGACCUCCAAACACGCAUCAACUCACUCCUCCUCGGGAAUAAUCCACCCAACUCACUAGGCAUCCUGGGGAAUGCUAGCGGUAGAAAUCUGGAGAACCUGACCAAGAUCAUCAACCCAGUGCCCAAGGCUUCGAAUGCGAGCUGUCAGUCCAGCUGCACCCUGGCUAGUGCUUUAGAGAUUCAAAUUCUGUGGGCAAACCUGGGCCCUCUCGCCAAUCCCCAGGCAGCAGUGUUAGGUGCCCGUUUCCAGUACCAGAAGCAGGAUAUACAGCACUGUAUCAAGCACAAGACAGCGAUGUUGGCAAGGGAAUAACACAGUCUGUUGAAGUGGCAGGCACCUGGAAGCUUUGGGACUUUUUUGCAGACAGAACAUUGGGUGAUUGCUUUGUAGAACACCAGUCUAUGCUUUGUUUCCCCAAUGUAGAGGAGACCACGUUGUGAGCAACGAAUGCAGUAGACGAGAUUAAGUGAAGUGCAGGUAAAGCGCUGCUUCAACUGGAAGAUAUGUUUGGUUCAUCGGAUACUGAGGAGGGAGGACAAGUGGUACAAUUCUGUGGCUGCAGGGGAAAGUGCCAUGAGGCUGUUUUGGAAGUGAAGGAAGAGUGGACCAAGAAGUCCCAGAGGGAAUGGUCCUCGAGGAAGUUUGACAAAGGAGAGGAGGCGGAUAUGUGUCUGGUGGUGGCAUGCUGCUGGAGGUGAUGGAAAUGGUAGCUAAUGAUCCUCUAGGUGUGGAUGCUGGUGGGAUAGUGGGUAAGAACAAGGGGGACCCUAUUGCUUUUGUGGAAGGGAAGAGAAGGGUGAGGACUGAAGUGCAGGGGAUGGGUUGGACCUGGCAGAGCCUGUCAACUGUUGUGCUGGGGAUUCUUCGGUUGAGGAAGAAGGUAGCCAUUUUGGAGGCUCCCUUCUCAAAGUUGACAUCAUGCAAUGGAGAAAGUGGAACUGGUAGAAUGUAAUAAAGUAUUCACAGGAAGCAGAAUGUGGGGAUUUUUAGUCAGGGUAGCUAUGGGAGUUGGUUGGUUUGUAGUCGUUAUUGGUGGCCAAUCUAUCCCUAGAAAUGGAAACAGAGAUGUUUCCAUUUCUAGGGAUAGAAAUCCCUGGAUUUCUGGGGAGGAAGAAAAGGGAAGAAUCACAGAUGGCACAGGUGAAGGUGAGAGCUGGGUGGAAAUUGGAAGUAAAUUGACAAACUUUCAAAUUCAAAUUGGAAAGUCAAGUGAAUGAUAGGGACAGUGUCGAUGGAUCUUUACUUUAAGAUUACUUUCAGUUUAAGAGAAUAGAGAUAGCUUCACUUACAGUUUAAAAGAGUAGAGGCAGCUUUACUUUGUAAGAAAAGUUGAGGGAGCUUCAUUCUGUACCUGACCCUGUGCUGUCCCUUUUCUGGGAAUAUGUGAUGGUGUUAGUGUCAACAGAGCUUUACAUUCCAUUCACCUUAAAUUUAAAAGAAUACAGGAUGUUUUACUUUCCGUUUAAAAGAAUUGAGAAAGCUUUACCCUGUAUCUAACCCUGUGUUCUAUCUGUUCGGAGUUUGUAGGGGACAGUGAAAAUGUAGUUGUCUAUGUCCUGGGUGUGUUUGAUGGGGCAGUGUGGAGAGAGCUUUGUUUUCAAUUUAAGAGUGGAGGGAGCUUUACACUGCAUCUAACCCUGUGCUACCCUUACCCUGUGAGUGUUUGAUAGGGACAGGGAAAGCUUUACUUUCAUUUUGCUUCCAGUUUAAAAAGGUAGAGGAAGCUUUUUUUUCAGUUUAAAAUAAUAGAGAUUUAAUUUAGUUUAAAAGUGCAGAAGAAAUUUUACUCUGUAUCUAACCCUAUGCUAUAUCUGUCCUGGGAGUGUUUGAUAGGGACAAUGUUUAGGUAGCUUUACUGGUUGGGACAUCAUAUUGAGGGUGGUGAGACCACUUUUGGAGUACCGUGUCCAGUUCUGGUUGUCAUGCUAUACGAAGAAUGUUAUUAAAUUGAAGAGGGAUCAGAAAAGAAUUACCAGGAUGUUUCCAGGACUGGAGAAUUUUAAGUUACAAGGAGGGGCUGAGACUUUGUCACUGGAGUGGAGUGGAGGAAGUUGAGGGGUGACCUUAUAGAGGUUUGUAAAAUCAUCAGCGGCAUGGAAAUUAUGAAUAGCAAAGUUCUUUUUUCCCCAAACGUGAACUAGAGGACACAUUUUUAAGGUGAGAGGAGAAAGAUUUAAAAGGACCUGAGAGGCAAUUUUUUCACAUAGUGUUGUUCGUAUAUGAAAUGAGCUGCCAGACAAAGUGGUAGAUACAUAUAUAGAAACAACCUUUAGAAGACAGGAUAGGUACAUGAAUAAAAAUGUUUGGAGGGAUGAGCCACAUGCAGGCAAGUGUGACUAGUUUAUUUUGGGAAACUUGGAUAACUUGGACCAAAGGGUCUGUUUCUGUGCUGUAUGACUCUAGCCCAAGUAUUGACCUGUCCUGGGAGUGUUUGAUGGAUAUAAUGAGAGGCAGCUUUACACUGUCAUCAUCAAACAUUCCCAGGACAGGUACAGCACAGGAUUAGAUAUGGAAUAAAGCUCCGUCUUCGCUUUUAAUCUGAAAGUAACACCUUCUCUGCACUGUCAUCAUCAAGCAUUCCCAGGACAGGUGUAGGGGCUUUACUUUCAGUUUAAAAGAGAAGAGGGAGCUUUGCUCUGCAUGUAACCCUGUGCUUUACUGUUUGGAAGAAUUUGAGAUGGUUGGUGUUGAAAGAACUUUACUUUGCUUUAAACUUAAAGGGUAGAGGGAGUUUACUUUUAAGAGUAGAGACCUCUCAACUUCUGAUUUAAAAGAAUUGAGGGAGAUUUACUCUGUGUAUAACCCUGCACUGUCCCUGUCGUGGGAGUGUUUGAUAGGGACAUGGUAGAGGGAGCUUUAGUAUGUGAAUUGCUCUGUGCUGUCCCUAUCAUGGGAGUGCUUGUUGAGUCAGUAUAGAGGCAGCUUUGCUCUGUAUAUAAACUGUACUGUUAAUUUUAUUAGAAUGAAUGAUGGACGAUUUACUCUGUUAGAUGCUAAUCAUU
This is a messenger RNA of Stegostoma tigrinum, 4634 nucleotides long. RefSeq names its product tectonic-3-like. Lineage: Eukaryota; Metazoa; Chordata; Chondrichthyes; Orectolobiformes; Stegostomatidae. Bases 13 to 1944 code for a protein of 643 amino acids. The record is from RefSeq and is a predicted model, not a curated record. Gene Ontology annotation, biological process: cilium assembly; smoothened signaling pathway. The transcript is spliced from 16 exons.